GUCUGGACCAGGCACAGGAGUCCUGGUGUAUACAGCUGUCAUCGCUAUGGAAACAGCACUAAUCCCUGUUUGGAGCCUCCUCACAUCCACACCAGCCCGCGGACAUUCCUCCAAAGUUCGGCUGGAAACCCAACUUGUGCUCAGCUGGAGGAGCUGAAGGCAUCUGGAAGGACGAGCGGACACAGAAGACUAUGACCAGUUCCCUGGAGAAGGUCGUGGCCCAGAAGAAGGAGGCCAUCGAGGCUGUGAUGGACAUGUUCGAGAAGGGCGCCGAGGUGAUGGCCAGCACCGUGGGGGAGCUGUUCCCCCUGUGUGAGGCCGCCGCUCCCGUUCUAAGGCUGACUUUAGACAACGUCCUGAGCAAAGAGGUGUUCUACGUCAAAGAGCAGUUCCUGACGCUGAGGGACAAGCUGGACAUGUUGUCUCUGCAGCUGGAGGACAUCGACAACGAAAUCAAGAAGGGGAGGCUGGACUCGCACUACUUCUCGGUGGAGGAGAACAUACGCAACCAGUUUCGGAAGUACAUGGACAUCCUGGAGGCCAAGCAGCAGUUCAGGGAAGUGAAGACUAGGCUGUUCCUGGAGCACUUCAGCAAAACGGGAGGAGAGAAGAACCUGCAUGUGCUGUACGACGCUCUGAUGGGGGAGAGCAGCUUUGGAGAGUCGGUUUUAGAGCUGGUGGAAAGGUACGUGUCCAGGAACCGCCGUCUCCUGGAGGACUUCUGCGUCCGUAUGAAGGAGCUCUUCUGUUUGGGUCUGAUCGCACUGCUGGGCCACUGCGCCUUAACUCAGGCUCCAGAGGAAGAACAAGACAAGAUCCAAGCAUGGAGCAGUAAAAUUGAAGAAGUCGAGUCCAAAAUGAAGAUGACGGUUGAGUCGUGCAUCGCUGCCUUCCCGGACCAGGCCAAGUCCGACUCCCAGCGCUUCCUGCAAGAAAAAGACGAGCAGAACCUGCAGGAGACCACUCAGCAGCUUCUGGAGUUUUUAAUGAAGAAGUACGACUGGGUCAGCUGGUCGGUGCGCCUCAUCCACCACUCGGGCAGCACCUACCGAAACUGGCGAGCCGGCGAGCACUUCCACCAGGUGGCGGGACAGAACUGGUUCGAGGUGCCGCAGGUGAACAACAUGGACCUGGUGGUGUCGUACAGCACCAAACCCACGCCGGUGCCGCGCCACUGCAUCCAACAGGUGAUGGAGGUUCAGGGGAGGAAGGGAAACGCCCCCGCCGUGGUGGAGGCGCUGGAGAAGCAGUUGGAUGGGUUUGUCGUCCACGCCGUCAGUCGCCACAAGGAGAGCGCAGCUGCAUGGAGCUUUCCAGAAGACUGUCACUACUGGGACCGACACAAGAACGUGGCGCUGUGUGUUCAUUCUGAGUAGAUGAGAUGGACCGAACACGGAGCCAGGGU
This is a messenger RNA of Sphaeramia orbicularis (orbiculate cardinalfish), 1405 nucleotides long. RefSeq names its product rapunzel 6 (gene rpz6). The record is from RefSeq and is a predicted model, not a curated record. The transcript is spliced from 4 exons. The coding region runs from base 192 to 1376 and encodes 394 amino acids. Lineage: Eukaryota; Metazoa; Chordata; Actinopteri; Kurtiformes; Apogonidae.